CGCUCUCAAAAAGAGCAGUUCUGCGGGCUGCCGCGUGAGUACGGCAGGGCGCCCCCUUGUGUCGCAUCGCGGAAAGACACAUAGCCCCCCCUGCCCUGCCAAACAAAGGUAGAGCCGCUUUUCUCAGGUGUCACCGCCCCCGGAUCGGUGACAGUCACCGUCUCUGUGCGCUUCGCAGGCAGGCGCUGUUGCUCCGGCUGUGGGAUGCAUCAGGAGCUGUGGCUGAGGACCCACGUGUUGUCAUCCUCAAGGCCAUUAGCACUAUGACAUCUGCCAGCAGUAGGUCCUACACUGAUGUGAUGACAACCAUCUCUACCACAUCUGCCUCCAGCGGUACCGGUGAUGUGGUGUCUACUACAUCCAGAAGCAUGAAGCAAGCAUACAGCACAGAUGGUGUCAAAUCCCAGGUUACCUGCAGUCCUGCAUCACAGAACCAGCCCAAGUCCACUGUGCCCAGCACAGCAGCUAAUCCAGUCAAAGCCUCCAGAACCCACCAGGAACUACACAAAGAGCUGCUGCUGGCUUACAAAAAGGGGCUGGUGGUGUGCAGCAGGCCAGAGCUGCAGUUGGUACUGGAAAGACGGCGGAGAGAGCAGGCAGUGAAGGAGGAAGGGGAGCAGGGAAGGUCCCCUCUGGAGAAGGUGCUGCUCAAGAGGCAGCAGAUAAACCAGGAGAAAGAGAAACAGCAGGAGAAGGCCAAAGAUGACCCUCAGCUGUUGGAGAUUCUGAAAGUUCGGCAAAACCUGCGGAAGAUCCAUUCCACGCUGUACAAAACGCCCACUUCAUGAUAAUAUAUGGAGUCCAAUUGUUCUGCAAUAUGUAUUAUUUAAUGAUUAUGCCUCUUAAAAAUCCUCUUCGGUUUUGAGGGGAUGAAAUCCUAAUGGAUUUCUGUCUUGCUGACUUGGCAAAAUCACCACAUCGACUCCCAUCUGCCAAAUAGGAGUUCAGUCUCAAUGUUUGGAGGCACUUUUGGGAGACUAAUAAGUACAACUUGAGCAUUUAACUGUCAGUAUUUUGAUUUGGUCUGUUUUGACUCUGUCUUUUGCUCUCGCUGCAAUGCUGCGUUCUGUAAAUAAAAUGGACAUUUCACUCCC
Messenger RNA from Scleropages formosus (Asian bonytongue), 1094 nucleotides. Its product is annotated as protein FAM107B. The record is from RefSeq and is a predicted model, not a curated record. NCBI's taxonomy places the organism in Eukaryota, Metazoa, Chordata, Actinopteri, Osteoglossiformes, Osteoglossidae. Gene Ontology annotation, biological process: actin filament bundle assembly; actin filament polymerization; regulation of actin cytoskeleton organization. Gene Ontology annotation, cellular component: synapse; stress fiber; neuron projection. The transcript has 5 exons. Bases 264 to 788 code for a protein of 174 amino acids.